AUGCAGCAGGAUGCACCAGUUAUCCAAGGAGGAGGAUCUCUCAUGAUUUCAUGGCAAGUAACUAAUCAAAGGGUUCUUGUAAUAGGUGGAGGAAAUGUAGGAUUAUCACGUGUGAACCAUUUACUAGAAGCGGAUGCUAAGGUGACCGUUGUCUCAAAAGAGUUGUGCCCUGAGUUGGAAAAGUAUGAAGCAUUGCAGCUUCUUGAAUGUGUUGAGAAGCGUGAGUACAAAGACUCAGAUUUACAGAUGUAUGAAACCACAAAAAGAGAACAGAUGAUGACCUUGGAUCUCGAAGAUGAUGAAAAUAGGAAGAUUAUCGAUGAUUUCGAGAAGAAUCAAAAGUUUGCUUUGGUUCUCAUAUGCAUUAAUGAGCAUAAGAUUGCUCGUCAUAUUUAUUUCAAGUGCAAACAACUAGGUCUUGUUGUCAAUCUUGCGGAUGAUCCUCAACAUUGUGACUUUUACUUUGGCUCUGUCUAUAGAAGAGGAGCGUUGCAGAUCAUGAUUAGCACUAACGGAAAAUCUCCAAGGCUUUGCAACAGAAUUAAAAACUUUAAAAUUAAGCCCAUGUUUGAGAGCUUGGAUAUUGCAAAUGCAAUUGACAACUUGGGUUAUAUGAGGAGUACAUUAAGGAACAAGGUUGACCCUGGGGAGGACAGAAAAACGGUUAAAGAACGAAUGCAUUGGAAUAGGCAGAUAACGGAUUUCUUUAGUAUCGAGGAUUGGUGUGAGAUGGAUCACGACAAAAUCGAUGCCAUUUUGAGCAAGUUUCCGGAGCUACCGACACCUGAAUAA
This is a messenger RNA of Brettanomyces bruxellensis, 792 nucleotides long. RefSeq lists its product as uncharacterized. The coding region runs from base 1 to 792 and encodes 263 amino acids. Gene Ontology annotation, molecular function: protoporphyrin ferrochelatase activity; precorrin-2 dehydrogenase activity. Gene Ontology annotation, biological process: siroheme biosynthetic process. NCBI's taxonomy places the organism in Eukaryota, Fungi, Ascomycota, Pichiomycetes, Pichiales, Pichiaceae. The record is from RefSeq and is a predicted model, not a curated record. The transcript has 2 exons.